This is a messenger RNA of Doryrhamphus excisus (bluestripe pipefish), 4099 nucleotides long. It is a transcript of the gene bnip1b, whose product is annotated as BCL2 interacting protein 1b. Lineage: Eukaryota; Metazoa; Chordata; Actinopteri; Syngnathiformes; Syngnathidae. Gene Ontology annotation, molecular function: SNAP receptor activity. The record is from RefSeq and is a predicted model, not a curated record. Gene Ontology annotation, biological process: retrograde vesicle-mediated transport, Golgi to endoplasmic reticulum. Gene Ontology annotation, cellular component: SNARE complex; endoplasmic reticulum.
CGGAAGUGAAUGGUGUUUCAAGUAUAUUUGUUUAGUGUUCCUAGUUUCACGGACUGACUGAGACGUUUGCCGCUGUGCUUCCGCAUUACACACAAAAAUUACUGCCCACCCAACGCGCAUCCUUUAAACAAGAUCACAGCUUCCGUAUGAAAACAAAGAUGGCGACUUCGGCUGACGUUCAUGUUCGAAUUUGUGCUCAAGAAAUGAUCAAGUAUGACCUGGAAAUUAAAGCUGCCAUUCAGGACAUCAGAGAAUGUUCUGGACCUCAGAGCGCUCUCAUGCAGCUCAACUAUCACGUCAAAGACAAAUUCAACCAACUCAGACGCAGAAUUCAGGAUUUGGAGCAGAUGGCCAGAGAGCAGGACAAAGAGUCAGACAGGAUGUCCAUCCAAGCAGAGGCAGAGAGCCAGCGAAGACAAAUGCUCAGUAACCAGACAGCGUGGAGGAAGGCCAACGUGGCGUAUGUCAUGUCCAUGGACAAAAUGGAGAAGGACGAGCUGCUGCGUGAAGGAGGUCAGAGCGUCAGAGCAAGGAAGGUGACUAAAGAAAGUCUGGUGGAGAAUAGCAGCAACAUCACAGAGAGCCUGAUGUCCAUCAGCAGGAUGAUGGCGGAGCAGGUCAAGCAGAGUGAGGACAGCAUCAGCACGCUGGCCACCUCCUCCCGCACGGUGCAGGAGACGAACGAGGAGUUUAAGAACAUGACGGGAACUAUCCAUCUUGGCAGGAAGUUGAUUCUCAAGUACAACAGACGAGAGCUGACAGACAAGCUGCUUAUCUUCUUGGCGCUGGCGCUGUUCCUCGCCACCGUGCUAUACAUCCUCAAGAAGCGCCUCUUCCCCUUCAUUUAGACCCCCCUUUCCCCCAGGGAACAAUAAUGACACAGUGAGUGCUACUACUAGUGAUACUACAUCCUGGACUUUCCUGCAAGUGUACAUAUAGCACCCGAUUGUCUGUCCUAAGCAGCAGCAAAUAUUUCAAAGGUGGAUGUACGUUUUCAAAUAGAAUCUGCAGCACUACUCCUCUGCCAGACGGUGGCAGUGUACGCUACGCACUGACGUCAUUGUCAUUUAGUUCCACUUUUAUUUAAAUAUAAACAUGUCACAUUUGACUUGAAAGUGUUGGAGUAUACGAUGAAAAAUAUAUUUGUGUAAAGUCAGAUGCUCUUUGAAGGAAACGAGUACGGGCUUUAUAAAUACAAAAUAAAAUAGCAUAGAGUGUGUUGGCGCCCCCUGCUGGUCGUUGGCGGUGAGGUAGAUAUCUGGCUUGGUUCUCAGUCCAAAAGAAAGCGUAAAACAAAAAGAGGUUAGUGGUUCUCUGUGGAGUUAAGUCCAGACCACGUCACGUUGUCAGGCCGGUUGGGCUCUGCUCCGUCUGCCAAGUUGGUCUCUCUGGUUUGUGGUCUUGGCGUGCUGGAGGGGCCGCUGAUGGGUGGGCCAUCAGGACAGGUGGUGCUGAGGCUGCCACACAGCGCCCCCCAGUGAUGCUCACAUUGUCCCUGCAGGCGUUGGCCCACCCAAAACCGGACCUCAUCGCCGCACUUCAACAGGAAGUUCAUCAGCUCGGCGUAGGGCCUGAUAGCAAAAAGGAUCACAUGAACACCAGAACCAAUAGAAAUCACAACAUCACACGUCAACGCACCCUGGAGGGAAGAGCAGGUGGAAGUUGACCAGGCUCCCCACGGUGUCCAUGUGGUCCCGCACAGCGAGACAAAGCUGAUGUUUGGAGAAACAUUCCCUCUGGAGAGAGAAGACCAGAUCCUUCACGGCCGCACAGCGCCUACUGACACAGCUGAAACGCUGACGGAGGCCCAACGCCAAACAACGCAGCGCCUCUUUCACAGACGACUUGCCCUGCGCAACACAGGUGAGCAGCGACAUCAGUGAAUGAAGAUCCAGGUGACACUUUACGAUAAGGUACACAAAAUGACACUAGUUAACGAGGAAUGAACCUACAGUACCUGACCGUAACCACUACUCAUUAGUUCUUCAAUAAGUACUCUAAAUGUAUGUCCUUAGUCACAACUACUGGUAGGUGAGUGACGACACAGGUGACAGAUUGUAUUGUAAACAUCAGCAGUAGUCAUGUGUAGUCAAGGACCUAGUCUAGGUUUAAAAGUCAUGACCUUUGCCCCACCUGUGAGUCGUAGUGGCCUGCGUGGUGCAGCAGCGUGACACAGAUGUGAUGCAGGCCGUGGAUCUCACACGAGUUGUUGUUGAAACACUGAAACGUCCCACAGCCGACGUCCUCUGAACUCAGCAGGCAGCUCUGGAUAUCAGCUGGUGUGAGAGAGCGGGGAGUAAUCGAACGGUCAGCUGCCACUACCGCAGUGACGUGACGUCACGUUUACCCUCGGUGAGAGGACUCGAGCAGCGACCGCGUAGACUACCCACCUGUGCUCUGCAGAGAGAGGCGACGCUUAGCUUGAGUCACGUGUUUAUCGGUGAGGUUGCGCGGGUCCGAACAGCGCGAGUGCCCGCACGCUGAAAGCCAAAGAAGAAGGAGCACGAGCGGCGCAUGCGUGUUCAUGUUUGCCUGGCCAAGAAUGUGGCUUGAGAGGCGCAAGUCGCGCUCGGUUUUUAUACAGCCUCCCGGAGGCCGUGCGCGUUCACGACAGCCAAUCACAGAGCAGCCCUGUGUGCGCGUGGUGGCCGACAGGAGACUACGGCUAUGAAGAGUUUUGGAACAAGAACUCCGAUGCGUUUUCGCACUGAAAUCUACAGGAAGGGGAUCAUAUAAAGUCAUUCUGAGUGAAGAACAACUUGUGUGUGCGCGCCUCAGCACAUGACCUAGUACAGGCCACUGAGUGUUCUAGGUUGAAGUGUCGAUACUAAGGAGGAGACCGUAACGUUGAGGUCACGGAGAGGACAUUUAAAAUGCUCGUGACACCAAAAGAUGUUUGAAAAAACAAUAACAAAAUGAAAGUACUCAAGAAAUAAAACAUCUUUAGUCGUACGACUGUCGUAAACAAUCAUGAAAUGGGAGUGAAAUGAAAUGGUGAUUUUUGACACGCCCUCCAGCGAGUAGGUCGAACCGACGCCAUGUUGGCUGUGACGUCACCGCCAGAAAACUUUCCGGGGGCCAGAUUCAAACAUAUGCAGCCAAGACAGUGACAUAUUCACAACAAUAACAAAGUAAUAAUUGUUUUGUGAUAGUUAUGAAAGAACACACACAGAAUAUUGGCCACAAGUAUGUCAGAAAGUGACACUGCAAAAUAAAAGAUUAGUGAACAGCGAUCGCUCCUCAUUUAGCCCUGGAAUGAAACCGCAUACUGUUAUUCCUAGAAUAAAUCUAGUGAAACAAUGUAGACUGACUUACUGAAACUCACAGAUUGACUGCAAAAUAAGCUAGCAGGGUGAGCAAUUCACGUUGAGAACACUUGCAGUGGCAACAAGGUCCAAAUACAACAAUGGACGCACGGAAGGAAGGUGACAUAUUCACAACAGUAACAUUCACUAAUAUUGUGGUGUGAGGAGUAUAUGUUUUACUUGCAGUGAUGGCUACAACAGAUACUACAUUAGCUGCCUAACUAGCGUGUCAGUUGGGAAUUAGCACUGCAUUAGCCACCAUGAACACUACAAUGGCUACUAUGGAGCCUAUACCUUUCACUUGUGUUUUACUGUCUUGGGUACUUUAAAGUCAUGAUUGAGGCAACAAAGAGUGUUUUUCAAUGUGUUAUCUGCGUUGUAUUGUUAUUGUUUGUCCGAGGGGGUCAACGUUCGUCGUCUUUGCUUCAAAGCAUUGUUUUGACUUUGACCGCCAUGACCCCUGACAUCCAGUCACGUGACAUCAAUGUCGGCCUGUGAGCCAACCAAAACAUUAACUAUCUUACGAUGCCGUGUGCAUGCGAUCACGCGUGUUCAGAAGCUUGUUUGGACAUUUUUAGGACUCACUCCCUCAGCUCGCCAAAAUCCACCCACACAGUGACCCUUCACCUCCUAAAACACACACACACACACAAGUUGUCAUGUUUACAACAUGGAGGCUGCAGCUGAUUGGAAGAAGACACAUUCAUUCAACAGCAAUGUUCUUCUAAGCCGCAGAUGUUUUUUUUUUUUACUGCUGGGAACAUGACUCAAGUGACUUCUCCUCUAGAACAUAC